AGUUUUACCAACAUGAACUUGAUCUCUGCGUUUGGAGUUUUCCUUGCUGCGGCCAUGGUGUCUGCGGAUCUGUCAAUACAGGAGGAAAAGUGCAUGAAAGAGGAGGGCGCAACGGUCGACGAUGUUGAGGCGUUCCGCGCGGCCAAAAUGCCGGAAACUCGCGUCCAGAAGUGUUACUACGGCUGUCUUUUUCAAGCGCUUGGAUAUUUGGACGCAGAGGGCAAGCGGUUCAACAGCGAGGGUUUCCUCAAGACCACACUUCCGAUGGCCGCAAACAACGAGAAACACACGCAGGGUGCACAGAUUGGCCAAACAGUGCGAGGGUGUGGCCAACGAGGACCGCUGUGAGCUGGGGGAGGACCUAAUGGCGUGCCUUAAGGAUCGUGGUUAGAAAUGGAUCAUUUUGUAAUACCAAUAUAGUUGAGCUGAGUUGUGAUACAAA
Messenger RNA from Culex quinquefasciatus (southern house mosquito), 442 nucleotides. RefSeq lists its product as uncharacterized. The record is from RefSeq and is a predicted model, not a curated record. Gene Ontology annotation, molecular function: odorant binding. The transcript has 2 exons. Lineage: Eukaryota; Metazoa; Arthropoda; Insecta; Diptera; Culicidae. The coding region runs from base 13 to 348 and encodes 111 amino acids.